CGGAGGUGACGCGCAGGCAGAGGACUUACAUAAAAAUCCUCCGAGGACUUUUCAGGCGCUUUUUAACGCGUUAAAGUGUCGGUGCACCGGGUGGAAAUACCGGAACGUCGGGAAUAUGAAAAGUUGGGACAGUUUGUUGGCGUCUGGCGGACGUUUGGACUAAAUAAAGAAAACUAAAAGUAGAUUGUUUGUUACAGCUCGGACGCAGCCGAGGAGCGUUCAGGGGAUUUCUCCUGCUUACUUUCUGCCUCAUUUUCUACAUCACUGUACUUUUCUGUCGUCUCUCACGGGAUCUGAUUCCUCCGGACACGUCUGGACCUGCUGAGCUGCACACAAACCGUGGAUAAAGCCACUUUGCCCCGCUGUGUUGGCUCUGAGUUCACCAUGCUGCCGAGCACGGCGAUUUACGCGGUGAAGAAACGGAAGAAGCCGGUCCAGAAAAUCCCCAAACCUCCACCUCCCGAUGGAGCCAAGUCCAACCCGUCCAAACGUCACCGUGACCGGCUCAACGGUGAACUGGACAAGCUCACCAGCCUGCUGCCCUUCACCGAGGAGGUCAGGGCUCGGCUUGACAAGCUGUCCGUCCUCCGCCUCAGCGUCGGGUACCUGAAGGUCAAGAGCUUCUUCAACGCCACCAUGAAGAAAAGCCAGAACGGCUCCAGCUGGACCAGCGAGCGGAGCCUGAUGUUCGGGGGAAACGUCCAGAACACGCUGACUCCGUCCUCCACCACCCCCUCCACCACCUCUUCUUCCUCGCCCUUCUCCUCCCAGGUGACCUCUAUCGACGGAGUCAGCUUCUCUGAGGGAGACCUGCUGCUCCAGGCGCUGAACGGCUUCGUGUUGGUGGUGACGGCUGAAGGUUACAUCUUCUACACAUCCCCCACCAUCCAGGACUUCCUGGGCUUCCAUCAGUCGGACGUCGUCCAUCAGAGCGUGUUUGAGUUGAUCCACACAGACGACCGAGCUCUGUUCAGGCGGCAGCUUCACUUCGCCCUCAAACCGACUUCCAGCCACCCCGACGGCACCGUAGGGAGUCCCAGUGAGCAGGACUCAGCAGAUAUCAGCAGCAGUGUGAUGACCUACGACCCUCAGGCCAUCCCUCCAGAGAAUUCAUCUUUCCUGGAGAGAAACUUCUGCUGUCGUUUCCGCUGUCUGCUCGACAACUCCUCCGGCUUCCUGGCCCUGAACUUCCGCGGCCGCCUGAAGCUGCUCCACGGUCAGAGCCGGGUGUCGGAGGACGGGACGUUGGUUCCACCUCAGCUCGCUCUGUUCUCCAUCGGCACGCCGCUGCAGCCGCCGUCCAUCCUGGAGAUCCGCACCAAGACGCUCAUCUUCCAGACCAAACACAAGCUGGACUUCACGCCCAUGGGAAUCGACACCAGAGGGAAGGUGGUUCUGGGUUACAAUGAAGUAGAGCUCUGCAUGAAGGGGUCAGGCUACCACUUCAUCCACGCUGCAGACAUGAUGUACUGCGCUGAGAACCACUUAAGAAUGAUGAAAACCGGAGACAGCGGUUUCACCGUCUUCAGGCUGCUGACCAAAAGUGGGACGUGGGUCUGGGUCCAGGCCAACGCCAGGCUGGUUUUCAAAGCAGGGAAACCCGACUUCAUCGUGGCCCGGCAGAGAGCUUUGACAAAUGAAGAAGGAGAAGAACAGCUACGCCUCAGACGCCUGCAGCUGCCGUUCAACUUCGCCACUGGAGAGGCGUUGCUGUACGAUAUCGCCCCGACCGUCGACAUCCCCGACGCGUGCUCUGCCCCGAAACAGAGGAAGGUAGACAACUACUCUGUCAACCCCAACUCCAUCCUGGGCUGCAUGCUGAGUCAGGACCAGUCUAUCUACUGUGAACACAACAACACCCUCUCCUCCCUCAAUGAUGUCGCCUUCAAGGACACCCACGCUACAGUCAAUGUUCCUGGAGACAUCUGGCAGCACGCUUCACCCAAGCCCGUGGUGGGAAGUGUGGUGAAGUCAGAGGCCACGGUUCAGGACAUGAUGGAGACCCUGCAGCAGAUCCUCGGGGACAACAACCUCACUGACGUCCUGGACGUGGGGCCUGACGAGCUCAAGAGCUGGGAGAGUACGCUGCUGAGGAUGAGCACCAACAGCUGCGAGAUGAGCGAAGACCUGAAUGACAUUCUCAGCAACGACAUCCUGUCUUAUGUUGAGGAGCAGCUCCAGAAGGAGGGUGGGCUCAAGCUGCCAGAUCAGCUGGAUGACGUACCAGCCUGCCUCUCCACGUUGGACCUCCAGAACCAGGAUCCCGAACAAGCUGGGGAGCAGAACUUCGGCUGGCCUCUGGAGCUUCAGAACCAGCUGAUACCAAACGGAGGGCAGAUGAUGAGUGGGCAACCGACUGCAGUCCUGGAGACCAUGAAACUGACCCACAUGGAUCUUCCACAGUUGAAUUCUUCUGGUCUAAACGGUCCAACCCUUCAACAGAUCGCCUCCCAGCAAAUGCUGCCCACCGCUGUUGGUCUUGGCAACGCUUGUGCUCCAGUGACCUUUAACCCUUCCCUGACAGACUCUUGUGCACAGACACAGAAUCAGCUGAGGACCUCACAAGUCACUGCUAAGGAAAACAGCCUCGGAGGGUUCAGACAAACCAAUCAGCUUCACUCCAACCAAAUCCAAAACCACGUGAAGAUGAGGAUGCCCAGCAUCCAGGACCAGAGCGCAGAAAGAAAGUUAAAUCCUGUGUUCAGCUUUCAGGGCGACCAGUGGAGCUCCUCUGUCCCCAACUCAAGCCAAGCUGACAACUUCGUACAAACAUACACCCAAAAUAUUUCAAACGAAUCAGGUUUUACCGCAGAUCCUCCCUCGUCCAGCUGCUUACAGGGACACUUUGCACUUCAGACUCAGAACACUGAGAAUCAGAGACAGUCUUGGCCACUGGAGCAGCAGCAACAGCAGCUGAUCUCAAGCGGACACCAACAAAUGGGCGCCUGCCUCAACCAAAUGUCAGGAUUUCAUAGGAAUCCUCCUCCUGGAGUUGUGGCCCCACAAACCACUGUCAACGGCAGGCCAGUGUUCAGGACUCAAGAGACUCCCAGUGUACCAUUUCCUGCUCAGCAGGGUGUGGAACCGCCACCUCUGGCGCCUUCUAGCAGUUGUAUGUUCAGAAAUGCCCCCACGUCUGUGCCUGUAAACGGAGUGAACUUCAGUCAGGCGCCCUCCUGCCAGCGAAUGAACACAGCCAGCAGCAACCAGAUCCCCUCCAAGCUCUCCUGUUUCUACCAGGGUCUCCCCGGAGGAGGGUCUGUGCCAGGGCUGACGGCGAUACCAAAUCCUGAUGAGGCAGCGCUGUCCUGUCAAAUGACCGCUGGUCUCGACCUGAACGGCCUGCUGGUGCAACAACAACAGCAUCUUAACUUUAGUGAACAGACCCAGAUCAACAGCCGUCCAGUCGUCGGGAACGGAGGUUUCCCUUUCCCCUCGCUGCCCGAUGGGAACGCAUACUACUCAGAGAACAAAUAGGACUUAGCCGCUGUGACUUCUGGAUGGCAGAGGAUCCCUAUUCGCAGUUUAAAGGAAACAAAAGACUCCUGUCUCUAAACAUGAAAGUGGAGUAGACUGAAGAACAGAAAUGUGCCCCCAAAAAGGACGAGGAGACAAAACAGGACACCUCUCCUUGUCUUUUUUUCUUACUGUGUAAUGAAAGCUUUAAGUUUGGUUAAGGAUAGCUGGUCUUUGGUCGAGGAGGAGAAGUCCAGAGGAGCUUGUUUUGUUUUUGUCGAAGCUGGAUAUCAAAGAAGAAGUGUGAAUUGUUUUCAUGGAGCUGGUUGGAUUGUACCAAAAGCAGAAAACGCCUGACCUAAAUCAGUGAUUUCUUUUGUGCAAUGAUCAAGUUUGAGAAAUUCCAUCGCAAACGCAUCUGGAAAAGCAGUCUCAGGAUGUGUGAGGAUUUCUCUGCAGCAUUCUGCAUCGUCCCGUUCAUUCCCAGCAAUUUGACCAAUGGAGAAGAACAUUCAAGCCAGUGAUCGACUGCGGUUGUUGUUUGGUGGGAAUAUUUCCAUUUAUGGGGGAAGUUGACAGAAGCUGAUCGGAGACAGGGAAGUUCACCAGACGUGCCUCCUCAUCACUUGAGUCUUUUCUCUUGUAAAACCAAAUAAUCAGCAGCUGUUCUGAUUGCAGCUCUGAGUCCCACCUUUAAUCAACAGCAUCUCACCUUCACGGCUUCAUUCUGGCUCAUUUACCUCAUUUGACCUUUGACCUGCAGAAACACUGUGGAGUUGGUGCCAGUUUUGUUUGCAUUUUACAGCACAGUCCCACCAAUAGCGUCACGCUGUUUGACCGAGGACGGAAUUUCAUUUUUAAUUGGACGAGUUUUCUGACAUUUGCAUGAGAAAAGACUCGGUUGGUUUGUGUUGGUUGUGGUUUGUGCGUCUCUGGUGAAUUUCUCGUGCACAGGCCUCACUGAUACCUCUGUCUCAGACACGGUGGAUCAGACUGUCCCAAACAUUGCUCCGAGACUGACUGACCUGAAUGAAAGUUCAAAGAAAGAACACAGAGACAACCUCCUGUUAAUCCUCUGCUGUCUCUGACGCACAACCACCGCACACCUACUCCCCAAAGAUCUCUCUGUUUUCUACUUUGAGCUCUCAGAAGGAUGAAAUGUAUAUCUGUAUUAUUGUUUUGCUGUUUUUGUCCUUUUGAAAUUGCAUCUUGAUUAAGUUCAUUUCAACUCUUUACUGUCCCACUGAGGGAGAUUUGCUUUGCAGACAGGGUAUAUAAAAAAAAAUGAAAAAGAAACGCACAACAAAAUCACAGCAUCAUCCUACUAACAGUUUUAUGAUCUAAACAAGAGAUGAUUCAGUGGAAACAGCUGCUUGUUAGUGCAUCUUUUAUGUAUUUGAAAAGCAGUCGGAGCUUUGUCACUGAGCCAGUUUUCUUUCUUCUUUAUUUUCCUUUUCUUUCAUUUUUCUGUGUUGUUGUUUUCCUCUUUUAGAGGAAAAAAAUACAGAUGGUGCCUUAAACUGACAGACCUGUUUGAGACUUUAAAGGGACAGUCUGUUGCAAUUUAAAAACAUUUCCAUCAGGAAUAUGAGCAAAAAGUCGCAGUGGAAAUUAAUUUUUGACCGAAACCAAAGUUAAACUCGCCCUCGCCUUAGCUUCACCAAGCCAGUUUUUAAAGAUUGAUUGCACUAUUCCUUAAAAAUGUUGCCAAAGCAUAGUGAAGAGAAAAUAAUUCACAAAUCCCAUGUCUUACAGGACACUAAGAGCUUUAUUACGAAAACAGAUUCCCUGAACAGGUGUUCAUGGUUAAAUUAGCACAAAUUCAGAAGAAAUGAUGCUUUCAACAGAAAGGAUCCUCUAGAUUUAACUGAUACUGGAUUAAGUCAUUAUCAUGGCUUCUUGGAAUGAAACACAACAUGAAUAAAUAAUAAUUCUACAUUUUUUAAUAAGAAUGAAAAAGAAAAAUACACCCGUGUCUAAGUAGACUUAUUCUUUUAUUCUAAACCAGGAUUUUUUGGGAUCUGAACUUCACACGAAACCUGAAAAUCGAAGAGCAGAAUGUCUGUGUCAGUCUCUCUGUAAGACACUGACUGAGAGAGUGGACUCUUUUAUUCAUAUUUUCCACAGCAGAUUUCCGUCCUGUUCAUCUUUCCUCUUUCUGUCUUGUGGUUUAUUUAUCGACGUUCUUGCUCGGACCGGGAGUAUCGCCGAUCGUCCGGCAGCGAAGCGCAGAAGUAAAACAGUUAAAGGCAGCUAUUGUAUAUUUUAAAUGAGGAAAAAAUGGAAAAAAUUAACACGUCACAAGUUUAAAAAAAAGGGUGGAAACUUCAAGUGCCUUUUAAAUGAGCUCUUUUUGAUUGUCUGUUGAUCUUAAAAACGUGAUUCAGCACUUAGAUUGAAACAAACACCGCGAGAAAGCCUCAAACUUUGCACCCAAUCGCUUCAUCCACUACUGAGUCGCAAAAUCUGCUUUUUUUCUAAGCAAGUUUUGUGUCACUCAGUUUUUAGCACUUCUGAAACUUUUUUAAACAACGCCUCUUUUGAAUGGAUAAUUUGCAGCAGAUUUUAGAAGCUGCAAAAGACAAAAUUAGCGACCACAAACUUGAAUACUUGACUUAAAUACCAAAAAGUAGUCAGUGAAGCCAUCUGUGAUGCUUUAUUCUGGAGGAUACCAAAGGGACAAGUCAGAAUACAUAAUAUAGAUUUUUAAUGGUUUGUGGAGACACAACAACGAUUUCUACCAUCUCUGAGGGUCGUCGAACAGCAUUCUGGGUAAUGUAGUAAACCAUAACUGCAGUAACAGUAGGAGGCAGAUUGAGUUCUACAGUUGUUUUUUUCAGUUUAUUUUGGGCUCAAACUGUCACCUAACAGCUGCAUCAGAAAAACAUCUGCUGUAUGUCAGAUUAGCUGACGCGUUAUGAGCCAGAGCCGUGGGAAAAUAGUGUAAAUGUUAAUAAAGCCACACAAAUCCCCAGAUUUCUCCUCAUGCAGCUCGCUGUUGAUGUUUUGGUGAACUUCAUCAUGAGGUUUAAAACAUGGACAGUGAGCUCAGAGGACGUUUUUGGCAGAUUGGCAGUGUUACUCAGCACAAACAACUGAGCGUGUUAGCAGGCGAUUCAGCAAAAAUCAUCACAGAUGGUGUUCAACAGAGGCUGAAUCUCUAACACUCAAAAUGAAGCGUGACAUUCAAAGGUGUGUGAUUUUUCACAUCUCUCGUCUUUUACUUUCAGUCAGAGCCUUUUUCUCACAAAGUAUUCUGCAUAUUGAAAUAUAAAUAUAUCUUGUUGCUUUCUUCUAGAUUGUAAUGAAAACAAAGCCAUUGUACUUAUACUUUUUUCAAAAACAAGGCUCCAAAAUGCAGUAUCUUUGUGUACCUGUAUAUAAAUGUCUAUAUUUGUCUUCUUUAUUUUUCAAAAUAUGUAUUAUCAUAUAUUGUGUAUUUUAAUAUCAUAUUGGCUUUAGACUCACGCCUAUCAUUUUUGUACAUUGUCUGCACAGCAUAUACAUAUAUAACCUCCUGUUAUGAUGUUUGUUUUUGUAAUUUUUCAGCUUAUUAUAUCUUGUGGAUUUGCCUUCAAUAUUUUGCUUCUAACAGUGUAAGAGUGUUCAAGUCAGUAUGUUCGUGCUCACCACAUUAAAGGUGAUCUGAUCACACUGCAGUUUCACCGUGUGUGGUGUCAGAA
Toxotes jaculatrix (banded archerfish) is the source of this 7139-nucleotide messenger RNA. It is a transcript of the gene ahr2, whose product is annotated as aryl hydrocarbon receptor 2. Gene Ontology annotation, molecular function: nuclear receptor activity; transcription cis-regulatory region binding; protein dimerization activity. The transcript has 11 exons. Gene Ontology annotation, cellular component: aryl hydrocarbon receptor complex; nucleus. The record is from RefSeq and is a predicted model, not a curated record. Gene Ontology annotation, biological process: regulation of transcription by RNA polymerase II. Lineage: Eukaryota; Metazoa; Chordata; Actinopteri; Toxotidae. The coding region runs from base 385 to 3477 and encodes 1030 amino acids.